This is a messenger RNA of Ochlerotatus camptorhynchus, 1759 nucleotides long. It is a transcript of the gene pelo, whose product is annotated as protein pelota. Lineage: Eukaryota; Metazoa; Arthropoda; Insecta; Diptera; Culicidae. The transcript is spliced from 8 exons. The coding region runs from base 258 to 1418 and encodes 386 amino acids. Gene Ontology annotation, biological process: nonfunctional rRNA decay; nuclear-transcribed mRNA catabolic process, non-stop decay; RNA surveillance. The record is from RefSeq and is a predicted model, not a curated record. Gene Ontology annotation, cellular component: cytoplasm.
AUUAACGUGGAUUCUUGACUUUUCGCGAUUAUGUUGAGAAUAGUGGCUCGUCGCCCCGAUUGCUCGUUGUGAAUUUCCUUCUGAACAUUUCGGAUGCUUCCGUAAUUCCUCCAAACUGUCGAAACCAUGAUCGAGUACUACCGACUUGACCGUACCGUGUACCGUUUUGUGUGACCAUAAGAGGAUUAUCCGUCAUUUUCGUAGUGCUGUAAUCGUUAUUGUCAUCGUCAAAAUAGUACAACUUUCACGAGGGGAAAAUGAAGUUGGUUCACAAAAACAUUGACAAGGCCGGUGUCGGAAGCGUGGUACUGAUCCCCGAGGAACCGGAAGACAUGUGGCACGCAUACAAUCUGAUAUCAGAAAAAGAUCAAGUCCGAAGCAGUACUAUUCGGAAGGUUCAAAAUGAAACCUCUACUGGUUCUUCGUCCAGCAGUCGGGUACGAACAACUCUCACAAUCCGCGUUGAGUCAAUAGAUUUCGAUACCCAGGCACAGGUGCUUCGCUUGAAGGGUCGUAACAUUGAAGAAAAUCAGUUCGUUAAGAUGGGAGCGUACCACACGCUGGAUUUGGAGCUGAAUCGCAAGUUUGCACUUACCAAACGGGAGUGGGACUCAAUUGCCUUGGAACGGGUUGAGAUGGCGUGUGACGUUACGCAGAGUGCCGACGUGGCUGCCGUGAUCAUGCAGGACGGGCUGGCUCAUGUGUGUCUCAUUACCGCCAGUAUGACGCUGGUUCGCAGCAAGAUCGAUGUGUCGAUCCCCCGCAAACGUAAGGGAUAUGUUCAACAGCACGAGAAGGGACUGGCGAAAUUUUACGAUGCGGUCAUUCAGGGAAUCAUCCGGCACGUCAACUUUGAUGUGGUCAAAUGCGUGCUGAUUGCGUCGCCAGGAUUUGUGAAAGAUCAGUUUUUCCAGUACAUGUUUGAACAGGCUGUUAAAACUGAUAACAAGGUGCUACUAGAGAACAAAGGUAAAUUCAUGCUGAUUCAUUCAUCCUCCGGUUUCAAGCACUCGUUGAAAGAAAUCCUACAGGACCCGGCUGUGGUGGCCAAGAUGUCCGACACCAAGGCAGCCGGCGAGGUCAAAGCCCUCGAGCAGUUCUACGGCACGCUCCAGUGCGAACCGGCCAAAGCAUUCUACGGCAAGAAGCACGUGAUUAAGGCAGCUGAAGCGCAAGCCAUCGAAACCCUGCUGAUUUCGGAUAAUCUCUUUCGAUGCCAAGAUGUCGCAACGAGGAAGGAGUACGUCCAACUGGUCGACUCGGUGCGCGAUUCCGGCGGGGAGGUGAAAAUCUUCUCGAGCAUGCACGUGUCCGGGGAACAACUGGCACAGCUCACGGGUGUGGCGGCAAUCCUUCGCUUCCCGAUGCCGGAACUCGAGGACAGCGAAGACGAGCAAAGCGAUUCCGACUCGGACUAGACCCGGCGAUCGUUCCUUUUGAAUCGGUUUCCGCGAUAAUGUUUAGUUGGGAAAAGCGUUUAGUUUGAUCAUUUAUGAUUAUGUUUGUCAUGAUAAUUUAUGUUACAUACCUAAUAGUAUGCCCUCAGGAGGAAGCUUAAGAACUGAAAGGUAGGUUUUUCGAGCUUCGAAAAAGAAAAACAAAACAGAUAUUGCUUGCUACUCAUCUAUAGAAACUAUACGCAAUCGAAUCAAAUGUCAGGUUGAGUUUUUGGUAUAAUUAAUUGUACAUAUGCUAUUGUAUUUGUAUUUUAGUGAUCAAAACUAUUAAAAUAUUAAUAAAUGAUGUACCAGCAUCUAAA